CAAAAAAGAUGUCCGUGAUUCUGCUAGGUCUGUCAGGCAGUGGCAAGACGUCAGCUAUUGAUCUCAUCUUGGAGCGAACAAGUUACCAGUUCCCCAUAAACGGAUCCAAUGACGAGGACCCCCAGUCCACCCUGGUCUGUGAGAGGAAAGACGUUUGCACGGCGGAGAGGAGGCUAAUCCUGGUGGACACACCUGGACUGUGGGAUGAGGACGGAGUGGAGAACCUUCAGCAGGUGAAGGACUGCCUAUCUCUGGCACUGCCAGGACCCCACGUCUACCUGCUGGUACUCUAGGUGGGCCGCUUUACUCAGGGUGAGAGCGUGACUCUAACUCACCUGCAGAAGAUCUUUGGGAAAGAUGCCGCAGAGCCCUCCUUGGUGCUGUUCGUUCACAUGAGCCAAGGCACGCCCAGGUCUCAGAGGAUUCACAACUACAUGAUGGGGGCCCGCGCAAUGCUGCAGGAGCUCAUCCCAAGUUGCGGCAGCCGCUACUACGAGCUAUGCCUGGCCAAGACCCACAAUGCUUUGAGCUACCCUCAGGUCAGAGAGCUGCAGUCAGGCAUCGACAAAAUCGUGGCGUCUCACAGAGGACGAGCACACGCGGUGAAGAGUUUCACUGCUCAGGAGCUCCAGGACAGGAAGAAAAUAAUUGAGGACAUGAAAGGCGGGACCUGGGAAUCCAACAUCUCAAAGAUGGUUAGGUGCCAUCCAUCAGUUAUGUGGUUUUUCACUACACUAUCAUAUUAGUUUUGUUUAUAAUAUACGUUGACAGAAAAACUGAAACAUUGCAUGGGCAACUUUGAUAAUCUCUUAUUUGUAGAUUUAAGUGCAAAAGUCAAUAAAACAUAUGUAACAUUUAAAUUGGUGGUCCAGUAAUCCAUUCCAAAAUGUCGGAUGAAUACUGAAUUGUAAUUUUUCAGUGUGAGUUUUGGGAGGAAAAUAUGGGCUGCAAAUUGACCCCAAGUUUGGCCUUUGGACACCACUGUACUAUACAUUGGUCAUGUCUCUGCAGGUCGGUUUGCCCUCGGUAUUAAGGAUCAUUUUCGAUACGGUAAUGUUACAUACCAUAACUUCCGUAAUUUAUUAGCCGCGACUUUUUUCCCAUGUUAUGAAUCCUGCGCCUUAUAUAAUUCCGUGGCUAAUUGGUACUUUCUUCCGAGGUCAAAAACUUCACAUGUUGCCAAUACAUUUAGCUUAAUCACAUUGGA
Nerophis ophidion (straightnose pipefish) is the source of this 1207-nucleotide messenger RNA. Its product is annotated as GTPase IMAP family member 4-like. Lineage: Eukaryota; Metazoa; Chordata; Actinopteri; Syngnathiformes; Syngnathidae. The record is from RefSeq and is a predicted model, not a curated record. The transcript has a single exon. Bases 9 to 293 code for a protein of 94 amino acids. Gene Ontology annotation, molecular function: GTP binding.